AUGAAGCUCAUCGUCGUCGGAGCCAGCGGCUUCGUAGGCCAAGAAGUCGUCCGCCAAGCCCUCACCAACCCGACCAUAACCUCCGUCGUGGGCCUUGCCCGGCGCGAGACCUCCGUCCCGGAGAGCCUCAAGGGCUCCAGCGACGCAGAAAAGUUCACCUCUGUCGUGGUCGACGACUUUCUGAAUUAUUCAGACACUGUCAAGAAACAUCUUGCAAACGCCGAUGCCUGCAUCUGGCUGAUGGCUGUAACUCCGAAUAACUCCGCGUCAAUGCCCUGGGACGAGGUCCGCAAGAUCUGUCUGGAUUACACCAUCUACGGACUGGAGCAGCUCUCCAAAGCUUCGAGAAAGGAUGCGUCGAAGCCACUCCAUUUCGUCUACGUCAGUGGUGCCAUUGCUCAGCGCGAUCCAGCCAAGAAGCCGUGGAUGAUGGGCGACUACGGUCUUUUGAGAGGAGAGGUCGAAACUCGAAUCCUGGACUUUGCCCAAAAGGCCAACGGUGCCAUCGAAGUCUGCAUCCUCAAACCGGGCUUCAUCCGAGAUGCUAAGAAUGGCAACGGCCUGCUAAACCUCUUUCAGGGCGUCUUGAACACCAUCGGUCUCCCCAUUGUUUGGCUGCAUGAUGUCGUCGCGACGUUGCUCUCUCAGGCAACGGAGGAGAUUGAGAAGGAUACGCUGGAAUGGCCCGACAUUGUCAGGAUUGGAAGCAGCAAGAAGCAGAAAACUUGA
Messenger RNA from Trichoderma citrinoviride, 729 nucleotides. RefSeq lists its product as hypothetical. The transcript is spliced from 3 exons. Bases 1 to 729 code for a protein of 242 amino acids. NCBI's taxonomy places the organism in Eukaryota, Fungi, Ascomycota, Sordariomycetes, Hypocreales, Hypocreaceae. The record is from RefSeq and is a predicted model, not a curated record.